AUGGCGAUUGCCGAAAACUAUGAAGAUGUGCUAAAGGGCAAGUACCCGGCCAAGGCACAUGCGAAGAAGGUCGCAGAAUGGAUCAUUGAGAAGGGUGGCGAUAAGAACGGGACUAUUUAUCUAGAGGCGCAGAAAUUGAAAUUGAACGAGGACAACGAUGGCGAGGCGCCAUUCCGUCAGAGACGGUACUUUUUCUAUCUCAGUGGAUGCGAACUCCCAGACUCAUACCUAGUCUAUGAGAUUGCCACUGAGAAACUCACACUCUUCAUCCCUCCUGUAGAGCCUGAUGAGGUCAUUUGGUCCGGUCUGCCCAUGAGCCCUGAAGAAGCCAAAGCAAAGUACGAUAUUGACGAAUGUCUAACCACCAAGGACGUCAACUCCCAUUUGGCCAGCCAAUCUGAAUCCGCUCAAUCGACCAUCUACGCCAUUCCCGAGCAGGUCUCAGAUCAUGUUACUUUCAUUUCGUACAAGGAGAAGGAGUUUAAGCAACUCAAGACCGCCAUCGAAUACUGCCGCGUCACCAAAACGGAUUAUGAAAUCGCCCUCAUCCGCAAAGCAAACGUCAUCUCAACAGCAGCUCACGAAGCUGUUAUGAAGGCUGCGUCGAAAGCGCAGAACGAGUGCGAGCUCGAAGCUGUGUUCCUGAAAGCAUGUGUUGAACGCAACGCGAAGAACCAAGCCUACCACUCCAUUGUUGCGGCUGGUGAACACGCCGCAACACUGCACUAUGUCAACAACGCUGCACCAAUCUCAGACCAGAAUCUUCUGUUACUGGAUGCUGGAUGUGAGGUCGACUGCUACGCUUCAGAUAUUACACGCACAUUCCCUGUAAAGGGUAAAUUCACAACCGAAUCCCUUGCUAUCUACAAGAUUGUUCUGGAUAUGCAACACCAGUGUAUCAACGCGCUCAAGGCCGGAGUUGUGUGGGACCAUGUCCACGAGCUGGCUCACAAAAUCGCCAUUAAGGGACUCCUGGAUCUGGGUAUCCUGAAGGGUGACGCAGAGGAGCUUUUUAACAAGAGGAUUAGUGUGGCGUUCUUCCCUCAUGGUCUAGGUCACUACCUUGGAAUGGAUACUCACGACUCUGGCGGCGAUCCCAACUAUGCGGACAAGGAUAUCAUGUUCAGGUAUCUGAGGAAGAGGGGAACCUUGCCUGAACACAGCGUCAUUACCGUUGAGCCUGGUAUCUACUUCUGCAAGUUCAUUAUCGAGCCGUAUCUCAAGGAUGAGGAGAAGAAGAAGUAUAUCGAUGAGGGUGUGUUGGAGAAGUACUGGAGUGUGGGUGGUGUGAGAAUUGAAGAUAACGUUCUCGUUACUAAGGAUGGGCAUGAGAAUCUGACGCCAACGGUCAAGGAAAUUGAUGAUGUCACUCAGCUAAUCAUAUCUGGGCAGUAG
Messenger RNA from Alternaria atra, 1395 nucleotides. RefSeq lists its product as uncharacterized. The coding region runs from base 1 to 1395 and encodes 464 amino acids. Gene Ontology annotation, molecular function: manganese ion binding; metalloaminopeptidase activity. Lineage: Eukaryota; Fungi; Ascomycota; Dothideomycetes; Pleosporales; Pleosporaceae. The record is from RefSeq and is a predicted model, not a curated record. The transcript has 4 exons.